Messenger RNA from Plasmopara halstedii, 1047 nucleotides. RefSeq lists its product as uncharacterized. The transcript is spliced from 2 exons. Gene Ontology annotation, biological process: regulation of alternative mRNA splicing, via spliceosome. The record is from RefSeq and is a predicted model, not a curated record. NCBI's taxonomy places the organism in Eukaryota, Oomycota, Peronosporomycetes, Peronosporales, Peronosporaceae. Bases 1 to 1047 code for a protein of 348 amino acids.
AUGACGUUUUCAAUGACGCUACCAGCUACUAAGAGCAAGCAGAAGCCACUUGCUCCACCUAAGGCUCCGACAACCAAACAGUACGGUCUCAUCCUCCCGAAGAGAGAUUCAAAGAAAAAGGAAUUCUCCAAAAGCUUUAACGUUUUCGCUGAUGUAGCAGAGAAGAGCAAUAGAGCAAAUCUGAAAGACAGCAAACAGGAUGCAAGACAUCAAGUGGGAACUGAAGCUGCUCGUAGCGUACCGCCGAGUAAGGUGGAAAAGCUACGUGCACAAGCUCUGGCCGAAGACGCGACGGUAUUUGAUUACGAUAGUGUGUACGACGAAAUGAAAAGCACACGAGACUCAGAAGCUGGAAAACGCGCAGUCAAGAGAGAAGAAGAAAAAAAGAAGCCAAAAUAUAUAAGCACAUUGCUGCAACAGGCUAAAAUUCGAGAGGUUGAAAACGAACGGAUUCGUGAACGUCGACUACUUCAUGAGCGCAAGGCUGACGAUGCACUGUACGGAGAUAAAGAAAAACUCAUCUCUGCAUCAUAUAAACGAAAAUUGCAGGAGAUGCAACGCUGGGACGCAGAAGAUGCGCGUCUUGAUGCUCUAGAGAAACGAGAAGACGUCACUAUAAAGGGCGAGAAUGCAAUGGCUGGUUUUUAUGCCAAUCUCAACAAAAACAUCGCAAUGGGAGGUUCAACCGACAAUGCGCAAAGUGCUUAUACAGCUAAGGAGGCACCAAACGAUGUGGCUACAAGAAAGAAAUCGGACCAACCAGAGAACGGACACGAUUUUAAGCGUCAUCAUGAUAUUGGAACAACAUCAACGGACAGAUUGUGCGUUGAACCUGCGACUAAGAAGACCAGGGAAAGUGAGCAGAUGAGGCAACAGGUUGAUUUGCCCCAAGAAACGUUAUUUGCACACGAGAUUUCUAACGCAAAUCUGGAUGCUUCAGCAACACAACAAGAAAGCUCGAGAAAUACGAAUCUUAACAAAGAGGAUGCGAUCGAUGCUGCUCGAGCCCGUUUCUUAGCUCGUAAAGCUCAGCGCAUGAAACCGUAG